This is a messenger RNA of Apus apus (common swift), 1368 nucleotides long. It is a transcript of the gene TMUB1, whose product is annotated as transmembrane and ubiquitin like domain containing 1. Gene Ontology annotation, molecular function: protein binding. The coding region runs from base 125 to 880 and encodes 251 amino acids. The transcript is spliced from 2 exons. The record is from RefSeq and is a predicted model, not a curated record. Lineage: Eukaryota; Metazoa; Chordata; Aves; Apodiformes; Apodidae.
GAAGCGGCGCGAUGGCGGCAGGUGAGGGGCCCGGGCCGGUCGCCGCUCCGGCCGCCCGCGGCCCGGCGGGCUGAGGGCCCCGCUCUGCGCCCGUGGGCCGGCAGCCGGCACCGCCGCCAUCGCCAUGGCGCUCAUCGAAGGGGUGGGCGACGAGGUGACCGUGCUCUUCGCCUUGUUGCUGGCCGCCGUGGUGCUGGGGCUGGCCUGGGCCUCCACCCGCGCCCCCGAGCCCGCCGCGGCGCCCCGCGCCGACGCCGCCCUGCCGGAGGAGGCCCCGAGCGCUGCCCCGGCCCCCGCCGAGCACAAAGCCCCGGCGGCGGCUGCUGGAGCGGCCCCCGAUGGGGCCGGCGGGUCGGCGGCGGGGCUGCGGCCCCGGGCUGGCCCCGCCGCCGCAGCAGAUCCCCCGGGGGAGGGGGACGGCGGCCCCGCCGAGCCCACCAUGGUGCUGCGGCUGAAGUUCCUCAACGACACGGAGCGCCUGGCCCGGGUGCGCCCCGGUGACACCGUUGGGGCCCUGAAGAGGGCUCAUUUCCCCGGGCAGGAGCAGCAAGUGCGGCUGAUCUACCAGGGGCAGCUGCUGCGGGACGACACGCAGAGCCUGUCGGCGCUGCACCUGGCGCCCAACAGCGUCCUGCACUGCCACAUCGCCCCGCACGGCCCGGCCCCCGGCCCGGCCCCCGCGCACCACGCCUCCGCAGACCCCGUCCACGCCGCCCUCAACGUGGGCAGCCUGAUGCUGCCGCUGUUCCUGCUGCUGCUGGCCGUGCUCUGGUACUUCCAGCUCCAGUACCGCCACGUCUUCACCGCCACCGCCACCACCUUCCUGGCCGGCCUCACGCUCCUCUUCAGCUUCAUGGCCUUCACCAUGUACCGCAGAUAGCACCGCCCUGCCCCGCCCGGGGGGCCGGCUGCCGCACCGGGACUGCGCCCUGGACUGUGCCCCCGGCGCCUGGCUGUCCGGGACGGCAGGAGGCGGGCAGCGCCGGGAGCGACUGCGGUGCUACCUCGCGGGGGGAACCGGGGGGUCCUGCCGCCCCCCAGCCCUGCAUGGACCGUCCCCCCUGCCCGCCCGUGCCUGGCCGCGGUGGGAGCUCCCGCAGCCCCCCACGCUGCUCCGGUGCGGGCUGUGUGUCCUGCUCCCGCGGGGGAUGGCUGGGGCUGCUCCCGGUGCCUCCCAGCGCUGCACGGACCGUCCGGUUCGGCCCGGCCUCCCCGCACCUCUCCCGUGCCCCGCGGCCGGUCGGCUCCGUCGUGGCAGCUCCCGCGGGCCCCGGUGCCGGGCGGGGCCGCUCCCGGGGGUCCCGGCGCGGGGCUGGGGGCUCGCGCUCCCCGCCGCUCUGUCACGAUUAAAGGACUGAACGAUCGCGA